UUUUUUUUAUAUUUAAAAAAUCAUAAAUAUGUUUUUAUAUAAAUAGAAGCUCUUGCCCGAUUUACGCAUAGCAGAAGGAACACUCGUGUGGAAGGCGAAGAAGAAGGGAAGGGAAUCGAAUCGAUCGAAGCAGCGAGAGAGAGAGAGAGAGAGAGAGAGAUUUUCUCCGAUCAUCGUCCUGAUUGUGAGUUCCGGUACAGAUUGGAACUUCGAAUUCCCAUUUCUGAUCAUUUGGCGUCGAGGUUUGACCUCCAUUUCGGGCGUGAUUUCUGGGAGGAAGAUGGCCUUGGGGGAGGGCGUGAAAUGCGGUGUGGUGGACGGGGAGGUGGAGGAGAUGCUAGGGUUUGGCUGCGUGAAGUACACGCGGGGGAUGGGGAGGAAGAGGAUCGUCAUCUUUAGCAAUGUCGAGACGUCGCCGGACGAUUCCGCCAUGCAUGCUCCUCUGAAGAGACAGUGCAGCGGGAGGCUCUCAAUCGAAUCCGACAAGUCUGCUCUUGAGACUCUUCCCCAGGACAUUUUGAUUCGGAUACUGUGUGGAGUGGAGCACGAGGACUUGAAGCAGCUGGUUCGGGUGUCGAAAUCGAUCAAGGAAGCUGUAAGUUUAAGCUGUCAUAGCGAAGCAAUGGCACUUCGCCUACAAAACCCCUACCAAAACCCGCGCAUUCAGGACUUCGAUUGGCCUCGCGGUCCCAAGCGGGGUCGACGAUAUUGAAACGCCAAAGGCCCCAUUGAGAUGUUUCAAGCCCCGGCUUUGCAGUAAGAAGCUCGUGGAGAUCUCAACAGUCCUGUUCGAUUCGCCCUAGAUCGAUGAUUGACAGCUCAAGAAAAGGUCCCGUCACUACAAAACCGAUCAGUGAGUCCUUGAUCGUAUUGGUUUUUCUCUGUAGAUAAAUUCCGUAGAUGAAAUGCUGGGAGAUGGUGGGAUAUGAAGUAGGAGAGACCUCAGCUCCUUCUGUGGAUCCUUGCCUUACACCUGAAGAUGGUGAUUUUUACAAUCCGGAGGCCGAUUUUCUUCAACCGGUUUCAUUGAAGAUGAAGAUCCGCUCGGUCUUUUACGAACAUGCCACGGUGCUGUGGUCCAAUCAAUGUCUGUACAUGUAUGGAUAGUUUAGGGAGAUUUAUAGAUUGAAAAUAUUCCAUUUUCUGCGGUAGUUAAUCCGAUAAUGAUGAGGGAUAUGUACAGUUCAUUGUUUAAUAAGAACAAACAUAAAACUUUUAUCCGUA
Messenger RNA from Punica granatum (pomegranate), 1224 nucleotides. NCBI's taxonomy places the organism in Eukaryota, Viridiplantae, Streptophyta, Magnoliopsida, Myrtales, Lythraceae. The record is from RefSeq and is a predicted model, not a curated record.